This is a messenger RNA of Trichoderma aggressivum f. europaeum, 3327 nucleotides long. RefSeq lists its product as uncharacterized. Bases 1 to 3327 code for a protein of 1108 amino acids. Lineage: Eukaryota; Fungi; Ascomycota; Sordariomycetes; Hypocreales; Hypocreaceae. The record is from RefSeq and is a predicted model, not a curated record. The transcript has 3 exons.
AUGCCUGAGAGCGAGGUUUCCGCUCCCCCCAAGGCUGAGGCGACCGAGUCGCAUGCUGCCGAGAAAAGCAGCCCUACACAGGCCUCGGCUGGAAGAGCCACCCCCCGCUAUGCCAGCGCAACCGCUACUUCGACGGUAGCCAGGACGUCGGUCGGCCCUGGUGCGCGAUCUCCCGCCUUGAACAAGACGCACACUCGUUCAUCCCCCUCGGUACAUCGAUCUACUGCUUCCACGUCCGGGCUGGGUCAUCGAAGCGGUGCCAGCGUCGGUGCGGGCGACGAUGCCGUCAAAUCUGCAUCGCGAAGAGAGAGCACCGUCGUUUCAGCAGAGAAAAAGGCCGGUGCGACAUCCACUACCGCCACCGCCCGUCGAUCCACCGUUGGUGUCGGUGCGGCAAGUCCCAAGCCCACUGUUGGCCAACGGACCAAGCCGAGCGGGAGCUCCGAGUCGUUGUCUUCGACCAGGACACCAGUCUCUCGAAGCGCUGUUUCAUCGAGCGCCGCAGCCGAUGCACGGAAGAGACCAGCUGCACCGGGCAUAGUCACUGGGGCCUCACGACCGUCCACACGAACCUCGGUUCGCGACGCUCACAUUGACAGCCCUAAACUUGACGAGUUAAAUUCCAAGCUAGCCGACAAGGACAAGGAAAUUGAGUCUCUCAAAACAGAACUGACCACGUUCGAAAGCACCGUGGCCGAACUUCGCCAGCAACUCGAGACCAGUGGCCAGCAAGCAGAGGAUGGCGGUUCUAACGAGGAGCAAAAGGACGCGCCAGACGCGCCCAAGACUGAUUACGAUGCCAUCAUACGUGAUCUGGAAGCUCAGCUGCAGGAGAAAGCUGACAAGCUUCGUGCUGUGGAUGCAGAGCUCUCCGAGGCUGCUCACGCUAAAGAGCAGGGAGGAGAAACCCUCGAGGAGCUGCAGAAGGAGCUUGAGAGUCUAAAGCUCGAAAACCAAGAGAGGAUCAAGGCAACAGAAAGCCAGGGAGGAGAAGCUCUCGAGGCACUGCAAAAGGAGCUCGAGGCCUUGAAGCUUGAAAACCAAGAGAAGAUCAAGGAGGCGGAGAACCAGGCCGCAGAAGCCCGUGAUGCUCUGCAGAAGGAGCUUGACAGCCUGAAGCUCGAAAACCAAGAGAAAAUCAAGGCAACGGAAAGCCAAGGAGGAGAAGCCCUCGAUACUCUGCAGAAGGAGCUGGAAAGUCUAAAGCACGACAGCGAUGAGAAGCUCAAGGCUGCGGAGGCCCAGGCGGCAGAGGCACGCGAUGCGUUGCAGAAGGAGCUGGAAAAUCUAAAGCACGAAAGCGAAGAGAAGCUCAAGGUUGCCGAGGCCCAAGCUGCCGAGGCUCGCGAUACGCUGCAGAAGGAGCUUGAGAGUGUGAAGCUUGAAGGCGAGGAGAAGCUCAAGGCAAAGGAGAGCGAAUAUGAGCAAGCCAUACGUGACUAUGCCGCCCAGGUCGAGAAGCUGCAGGCUUCUGUCUCCGACAAGGCAGAGUCAGACACUGCGGUGGCAGAUUUGCAAUCCAAGUUUGACGCGACUGUUCAAAACCUGCAGCAGCAGGUUGACGAAUUAACCGCUUCGAAGACCGAACUGGAAUCAACCAUUGAGUCAGUCAAGACUGAGCGCGAUGAGCUCAGCGGCAAGAUUGCCCAUCUCGAAAGCGAAAUCCUGGAGUUCAAGACCAGGCUCGCAACAUCGGAGACGGCAAUCAAGGAGGCUGAGUCCAACGCAGACAGCGACAAGCUGAAGAUUCAAAGCGAGUUGGCCGCUCGGGGCGCAGAGCUUGAAGCCACCCGCAAGAGCGAAGCUGAGCUGCAAAGCACAGUUGGGGAGCUGAAAGCUACGCUAACCAGCAAGGACGAGGAGGUCGCUAGCUUGAAGGCCAUGCACGACGAGCGCCUGAAGCAGAUUUCUCAAGACUACGAAAACGAAAUUGAAAGUCUUCGUGGCGAUGCCUUCUUCAAGCGAAGAUUCGAGGAGUUGGAAAAGCAGCACAACGAGCUACAGACAUCCGCGGCCCAAGAUUCAGAGCAGCACGCAAAGGCCCUAGCAGAGGCGGAAGAGCGCCGCUUGUCAGCCGUCAAUAUCCUCGAGGCAAAGCAAGCGGAAUACGAGGCGGAGCUUGACAAGAUACGAAACCUUCACGCCGAAGAGUUGACAUCUGCCAAAACUAGUGCCGCAGAAGCCUUGGAUGCUCAUGUCAAGGAACUUGAUGCCAUCAAGGCUCGAUGCGACGAGCAGCUUCGUCUUGCGUUAGCAGACGGAGAGGCUUCAUCUGCCGAAUUCUCCAAGUCUCUUCAAACUUCUCAUGAGAAGCUGGUGGAUGAGCUCAAGAGACAACAUGAAGAGGAGAAGCAAGAACUGGUUGCUGCCCAUCAAUCCAACCUGACAGCAGCCACCAGUCAGCACGAGUCAGCUUUGGCCACGCUGCAAACAGAGCUUGAGCAGGCCACCGCGCUGCUGGAGAAGACGAAAGCCAUCAACAUCCAGGAACUGGAGGAGGCCAAGCGUGAACUGCACGGCACACAUGCCGCUGAGAUUGAGAAACUCGCCGCUGCGCACACCGACGCAAGUUUCUCGCUCAAGGAAGAAGGGCUUCAGAUGAAGCAACAGCUAAACGAGCUGCAAGCUGUGUACCGGCAAAUGGAGACUGCUCUGGAUGAUUCCAAGGCCAAGAACGCCAGCCUGGAACAGCAAUUGUCAGCCCAGGCCGCCACCGCCGGAACCCUCCAGGAGUCUCUGCAAAAGAUGCAGGAGCAGCUCGUUGCCGCCCAAGCCGAGGCCGACGAGCUCAGCCAGCAGCUUGCCCAGGAAAAGAUGGAGCGCAUGGUUGCCCUGGCCGAGUUGGAUGCCGUCAAGAGGCCUCAGGACUCGACGGCUCUCAACAACCUCAAGGCUGAGCUCGCUGCCGUCAGGGCAGAGCUGCAAGCCACUCAGGCCGAGCUGAAGAAGAAGGAAGAUGUCGCUCGGAAUGAUUACAACGACUUGAACGAUAGCAUGACUACGUUGCUGGAGGAGGCCAACAAGAAGUCGACCGAGUCACAGCUGCAAGUCGAGCAGUUUAUGAAGAAGCUCGAGGACGCAGAUGACAAGUACGAUCAACUGCUGGCCCAGUUCAAGAUCAAGAAUGCAGAGCUAGCCGAGGCCGAGGCUCAAGCCGCUCUGUACAAGUCCAACAGCGGCAGGACCGGCAACGCCGGCUUAGAUGACUCAGCCGAAGGCGACGAAGAUCACUCUUCAACAGCAUUAGCUUUGCUCAGCAAAGUUAGAUUGACGGCGAAGCAAGUCGAUACUCUCGAUCGGGAGAUGAGAGACCGCAACUUACAGUAA